This is a messenger RNA of Brienomyrus brachyistius, 828 nucleotides long. It is a transcript of the gene gsx2, whose product is annotated as GS homeobox 2. Bases 68 to 787 code for a protein of 239 amino acids. The transcript is spliced from 2 exons. NCBI's taxonomy places the organism in Eukaryota, Metazoa, Chordata, Actinopteri, Osteoglossiformes, Mormyridae. The record is from RefSeq and is a predicted model, not a curated record. Gene Ontology annotation, biological process: regulation of DNA-templated transcription. Gene Ontology annotation, molecular function: DNA-binding transcription factor activity, RNA polymerase II-specific; sequence-specific double-stranded DNA binding. Gene Ontology annotation, cellular component: nucleus.
CCAAGGGCUUCAGAUGAGAAAGAGCAGCGUUUCGUGUCGGAAACGUUGACCGCAUCACACCGCAGCCAUGUCCAGGUCGUUCUAUGUCGAUUCGUUGAUAAUUAAGGAUUCUGUUCGCCCUGCGCCCUUGAACGAGCAUCCAGGGCAAGACUUCCUCAUCCCCCUCGGCGUGCAUUCGCCGGGCGUCAUGGCCGUGGCGGCGCCGGUAUGUCCGUCAAGGAAAAGCGGCACUUUCUGCGUCUGCCCGCUGUGCGUCACGUCUCACAUCCAUUCUCCCAGGAGCAGCAUUCCGCUGCUGAAGGGACAGUUUCCGAGCGGUGAGAUGCAGUACUGCCAGAGGAUAGGACACCAGCAGAGCCCAGCUCUGGCGCAGCACGGACACACACCUGUCGGCACGCCUACAUACAGUGUCACAGACGCUAGGAGGUUUCACUGUCUUUCCAUAGGUGCGCCUGAGAGCAGUCACAUCCAAAACGGGAAGAGAAUGCGCACCGCCUUCACCAGCACUCAGCUAUUGGAGCUGGAAAGGGAGUUUUCCUCCAACAUGUACCUCUCCAGGUUGAGAAGAAUAGAAAUAGCGACGUACUUAAACCUGUCAGAGAAGCAGGUUAAGAUCUGGUUCCAGAACCGCCGGGUGAAGCACAAAAAAGAGGGCAAAGGAACGCAAAGGAGCGCGCACGGGGGAUGCACAUGCGCCGGCGGGCACGUGCACUACUCCCGGUCGGAGGACGAGGACUCGCUGUCGCCAGCAUCAGCCACAGAGGAGAAGGAGAUUUCCCCCAUAUAAUGACAUCCUGUCACACAACCUUUACUUCCACUAGCACUUAA